Sorex fumeus (smoky shrew) is the source of this 2145-nucleotide messenger RNA. RefSeq names its product COMM domain containing 10 (gene COMMD10). The record is from RefSeq and is a predicted model, not a curated record. Lineage: Eukaryota; Metazoa; Chordata; Mammalia; Eulipotyphla; Soricidae. The coding region runs from base 10 to 618 and encodes 202 amino acids. The transcript has 7 exons.
GCUUCGAAGAUGGCGGCGCCCGCACCUCUGCUCCUGCGGGAGAACCCCAGCACGAAAAAAGCAGUGUCGCUGAUAAAUGAGAUAGAUAUAGGAAGAUUUCCUCGAUUGCUCACACGAAUUCUUCAAAGACUUCACCUGAAGACUGAGAACAGUUUCAGUGGUGAAGAGGAAGAAAAACUUCAAGCUGCAUUUUCUUUAGAGAAACAAGAUCUUCAUCUAGUUCUUGAAACAAUAUCAUUCAUUUUGGAACAGGCAGUCUAUCACAGCAUGAAGCCGGCUGCUCUGCAGCAGCAGUUAGAGAACAUUCAUCUUAAUCAAGGCAAAGCAGAAGCAUUUGCCAACGCGUGGUCUUCUAUGGGCCAAGAAGUGGUUGAAAAAUUCAGGCAGAGGAUUCUUGCUCCCAACAAGCUGGAGACGGUUGGAUGGCAGCUUAACCUUCAGAUGGCUAACUCUGCUCAAGCAAAACUAAAAUCUCCCCACGCCGUGAUACAGCUAGGAGUGAGCAAUGAAGACUCAAAGAGUCUGGAGAAAGUGCUUAUGGAAUUCAAUCACAAGGAGUUGUUUGAAUUUUAUAACAAGCUCGAGACCAUACAAGCUCAGCUGGAUUCCCUCACAUGAAGAUUGGUUUCUCCAUCACAUUCCCGCCACCUCAUCUGGUUGUGUUUUCUGAAUAAUUUGGUGGCUUCCUUCUUGUAAAUUAAGUGAAUAUUGCUUCUUAGACUAGAAAUAGCCAAGAGAUACCACUUAGCGAGUACUAAGGUUCUAAUAAAUGUUUUCUAGUUGUGUGAGCCAAUUGCAAGCCGUUGUUAAGAAUACUUGCUUUUUAUUGAAACAGAUCAUGUGAAUACUGUAUUGCUUUUUUCUAUUGCAUUGAUGUUUUAUUGCCUGCCCUGUAUUCUUUAUAUGCAUUUGUUCACUGCUUUUUUUCCAGGAAUAAAGGGUCUAAUGUAUACCUCAGAAUAGUGGUUUUCAAACAUUUAUCCAUAAGCCAGUCCUGUCCAUGGGUGUGAAAAGGUUAAAAGUUACUAUUAUAUUCAGAUUGCCAGUACUUAUAAUACUAUUGAAAAUCAGAAAGCAGCCAAAUGAAAAUACAUUUUCAAUUUUCCCUUGAAUAUUCUGGACAAAAUUUUGCUUUGGAAAUAAUGUAAGAAAGAAAUAUAAAAUAGAGGCAGUGGCAGAGUAAAAUUUAAUAUGAGCUAUUCUGUGUGCUUUCAUUUACUCUCUGAAUAUAAUGAUUUAAUAGCAGCCCAGGUUUUCGUAUACAUUUAUUUACUGAAAAUUAAUAAUGAUUCACUUCGUAAUCUUGGAGACAUUCAAAUUGUGAAUUAAAAAUAUAUAAUGACAGCUAAAUGAUCAGCAUUAAAAUUUCAGAAUACAUACCCUGUGCAUUCUUUUUCUGCAAAUAUGAUAAUUUCAGUCAAUAAAUAUUUUAUAUUUUAAAAUUAGUUGAAGGGUAUAGCAUUUAUACUAUGAAUGCAUUUAAAUAUAAGUAAGGUUGCUUGUAAAAAAUAAUUUCAGUUGAAUUUUUUAUGAGUGAAAUAACUUUUUUGUAUUGUUUCCAUGCAAAGAAGCAUGGAGGUAGGGUUGAAAAUGAAAAGAAAAAUCAUAUAAAUAACUGUAAUUGUCACUGUCCUCCCAUUGUUCAUCAAGUUGCUCAAGCGUGCCCAGUAACAUCUCCAGUGUGAGACUUCUUGUUACUGUGUUUAGCAGAUAGAAUACGUCACAGGUAGCUUGCCAGGCUUUGCCGUAUGGGAAAGAUACUCUUGGUAGCUUGCCGGGCUCUCCGAGAGGGGCGGAGGAAUUGAACCUGGGUCGGCUGGGUCGGCCGCAUGCAAGGCAAACUCCCUACUGUGCUAUCACACAGUAGUUAUCUAAAUAACAGGAAUGUUAAAAAGAUGAAAUAGGUCAUUUUAAAUAUUUAGCAUAAUUCUUGAUUUACACACAAUCACAUAAAAGUGUGAGAUGUCAUUUUCACUACCAGUAAGCAAAUGAUUAGGUUUUCAGUUGAAAUUGUUCCAAGUAGAGUUUGGAUUAAAGUCAAAAUUGCAGAAAGCUUGCUUUGAAACCCCUUCACUUUGAAUUUACUUAUGUUCCAAAGUUCUAUGUUCAUAGUGCUGAAGUUGAAUAAAAUGUCAACCUGUCCUA